Puccinia graminis f. sp. tritici CRL 75-36-700-3 is the source of this 723-nucleotide messenger RNA. RefSeq lists its product as uncharacterized. Lineage: Eukaryota; Fungi; Basidiomycota; Pucciniomycetes; Pucciniales; Pucciniaceae. Bases 1 to 723 code for a protein of 240 amino acids. The record is from RefSeq and is a predicted model, not a curated record. The transcript is spliced from 2 exons.
AUGUUGGUCACCAUCCCUUUCUCCAGCUUGAUUGCCCUUGUCAGCUGUGCUUCGAUUCUCUGUGCACCCGGAGUCGUUCAGGAUUCUAGUCGUUACACUCUUUUACGAAGACAAGUCACUCCUACGAACCAGAAUGGAAUGAAAAACUUGACGUCGGGAGCAGGAAAUCCAGUAAAGAUGACGAUGGGUAUCCAAAUGACGAUGAAUGGCGCACCGGUACCGAUGACUUCGCAAGAGAAGGAAGCCCAGGAAGAAGCCGAAGAAAAGAUGCCCGGCCUCAACACGAUAGCCAACGCGAUGAACGAGCUAUACUUCCACGAGAAAUACGGGAGCCAGCGAAACGAGCCAGCGGUGUUGAUGAAGAUGGUCGGCCAAGCGGCUGGUAGUACUGGUAAGAGCGGCGACCCUGAGGUAGUCUCAAAAGCGAUGCUUGCCACCUAUGGGCCCUACAACCAGGGAAAGCCUUCCUCGAUAAGCGCAUCGCCCAUCACCCCACUCAACAAGAACACGGCUUCGAUGGAAGAAACCCCUUCGCUCAAGACAGUCGCCCAUACUCUUCACGAAACCUGGGAAAAAUUGAUGACUAUGACCCCCAAGCCUGACAAUGCCCAGCUCGUCCCCGUAUUCUGUCAGGCGAUUGCCUCAAGCUCCGCCACCGGUGAUGCAGCUUCAGUAUCCAAAGCAAUCGAUGCAGCUUACGCAAAAAUGGCCGGCACCCAGUGA